CUAUCUGUAUAUAGCAUGAUAUUCUUAGAAAUCCACAAUAGAGUCGUGGAAGAGAUCCUUUUAUCAAAAUUUGAAAAUGCAAGACAAAUGAUGAAGCAUGAAAAAUUCGAUUACACUUUGGCUGACUUUGAUGGGGCAAUUUAUAGGCUUCAUAGCAUGAGCAAUGAUAAAUCUAAAAUUCUACUUGACUUUACCGUCAAAUUCUUCAAGGACCUUCAGAAGCAUGGUGUGGAUGAAGUACACAUUUUUUUGACGAUUUUUCAGGUCUUAAAAAGGGAAUAUGGUGAGAAUCUAUGCGAAAAUCCUCAACCCAAAUGCAGUGUCUCCCUUAUAUUUGAUCUGGAGAGACUACCAGAGGAUUACAUUAGCUUGUCUACUAAAGCCGCUCUUCUUAAGCGCAAUUGCUUCGCCGCUGUUUUCGAAAAAUAUUUUGAGUUCCAGGCCCGGGCCGAGGAAGUGAAUGAUUCAAAACGAGCUGUGAUUCAUUAUAGAGAUGAUGAAACUUUGUAA
Molecule: messenger RNA, 510 nt
Organism: Protopolystoma xenopodis
Lineage: Eukaryota; Metazoa; Platyhelminthes; Monogenea; Polystomatidea; Polystomatidae
Source: the annotation of a GenBank genome assembly